CCCGUUUUGUGUGGAAAAUACAUUUUGAAUAUUGUUCAGUGUCAAGGUUGCUAUUCCCUCCAUAUGAAUGACUUUUUGGUUGAAGAUAUAUACAUUUAAAAAAAUUUAUCCUCUGAGGGAACAAUAGGUACAUCACUGAUCCGAACACUAGAUCUGUUCUUUUUAACUGAACUUCUGCACCAGUUCAUCUUUCUUCUUCUUCUUUCCUCCUGAAGAGAAAAGGAAGAAAGUCGAACUGGUGUAAAAGUUCAGUUAAAAAGAACAGGCCUGUGUCAACACUACAUGACGAACAUGCGCGAGAUAACGCAACGUGAGCGAAAUGAUGCGGGAAAAUAUAGAUUCCGAAGCUUUUUACCAAAAGUACACGUUAUCAGAAGAAACCAUGGCGAAACUCGAAUCUAUCAGAGAAGCGUUAAAAGAUAACAUCGUUCAGGCUAAUCCGAUGUGGAAACUCAUAGCAGAGCAGAAUGAAGAAGAAAUAUGUUCAGAGAAUGAAGAUAGCGACGAUAAGGAUGAACCGAUGGAUAAUAACGAAUCUCAAACGAACUGCGAUCAAUCAGUACCACCACCGUCUACUCAAUUUUACUUUACACAAACUGAGAGAAUUAUAGAAUCGAAGAGAUCUGUUGCUGCAGUGCCACAAAGGUGUGAUAUUUUAGAAUGUGCUUGCGAGAAUUUAGAACGAAAUAAUGGCAAGCUAGACUUCUCCCAAUUAGAGAACUUAUCUGAUGAAGAUCUUGUUCCAUUGGUGGACGAGAUGGCAAGAAAAUUAAGUCCUAAGGGUAUCUAUAAUCUGUGUCUGUCGAUGAAUAAUAUGACUGUUGAGCAGAGAAUAAAAUAUCUCAAUAUAUUUUGCACACAUUUGUUGUUACCAAAGAUAGUCGAACUGGAGGAACCAUCUCGUUUAUUAUCAUCUGCUAUCGUUGAAUGUAUUAAAAUGUUUCCCGAUGAGGUUCAGCAACUUAUAUUUGUUCCGAUUCUCAACGUUGAGUUGAAAGAUAUAACAUUGAUCACCACCAUUGUGAAUGCGUUUGAUCAAAGGAAAAUUCUUUUAGGAGAAUUUCUUGCAUGUGUGGAGGAAUUAAAGUUAUGGCAUAUAUCUGUGUUGCAAAGUUUGUUAUCUAUAAGACUGGACCACAACAUGAUUGAUAAAAUUAUCAAAUUAUUCUUGGAAAAAGCACUUUGUUAUUCCAAAGAUAAAAACUUCGGAAAGCUUAUACUGUCAUUUUUAAAAAUGAAUACAACAAUAACUGAAGAACAGAAAAAUGUAGUGGCUGAAAUCGCUGCUGUUAAUGAAACAUUAUUCAAAAAACCUAUAGAAAAUAUUUUAAAGAACAUGUAAGCGCUAAUUACAUGUGUAAAGACGCAUCUAUAAUGUCUAUCUAAUUUUCCUCGA
Messenger RNA from Acromyrmex echinatior (Panamanian leafcutter ant), 1396 nucleotides. RefSeq lists its product as uncharacterized. Gene Ontology annotation, biological process: interstrand cross-link repair. Gene Ontology annotation, cellular component: Fanconi anaemia nuclear complex. The record is from RefSeq and is a predicted model, not a curated record. NCBI's taxonomy places the organism in Eukaryota, Metazoa, Arthropoda, Insecta, Hymenoptera, Formicidae.